GUAGCAACAGAUGUUAUAUUUCUUUUUAAGAAUAAAGAUUUUAAACAAAAAAGUUUUAUCAGCAAGAUAAACUCAAAAGUAGAGUAUUUGCACGCUUCAUUCGUCAAAAGAUUACAAAAAUCUACGUGGAAAAUGGGAAAGAAGAGCAAAGAAAACAAAAAUGCCGAGAAGCAGUCCAACGAAGCAACUAGCAGCGAAACCAACUACAAAUAUUAUUUCUUCUUGUUUAUAUUCAUGUUYCCUUCGCUUGCAUGGAUCGUUAGCGUGGCUGGAGACGUGGUUAAUAAUGUUGGUGGCGUCUUUGGCAGCAUUGCAAACGGAGCUGUAAUCUCCGCACCAAUUGUAUUACCAAUUGUUAUAGCUAUUUACUCRAAGAAACUACGUACUUUCAUGUUGAAAGGAGUUCUUCCUGUAGCCUUUGCAGUGCUUAUCUUCCCCUCGAUACAAGUAUAUCUAUGCUCGCCUGUGUAUCUUAAGAAUGAAGAUCUUGGUACCAAGCAUAGCCUUCAAGUUAAUGCAGAUACUUUCUUGAGAGAGAGUUGUGUUGAAAAAUGCUUAAAACCUUCCAAAAUACCUUCAGCUUAUCAACUGGCUUUAUUCACACCAAGGGUUGCAGUAAGGGUCCAGUACCGACAGAUMCUUGAUCUYAACCUYACAACAUCWGUGCGCACUGGAGGGAAAGUUGUCAAAGUUGCUAAGCUGUUGCUGCUUCCGUCGUGGCGAAAAGUAAAAGGGAAGUACCAUGCUUUGAACCUCAUUGCUCGUAUUCCACUAAAAGUGAAAAAGCUUGACCAGGCACUAAAGGACAAGAAUGAUAUGAUCUUGACUGGRAAAGUUGUGAAUUUACCAAAUGACCUCAAACAACUGAAGUCUGGACUCGAGAAGCAAAGAAGGUUUGUCAGGCCGAUUAUCCUUGAAGUGUUCCGAGUCACUCCAAUCGAAGCUGAACAACCUGAGAAAGGAAAUGACAAAGAGAAAGAAACAAAAGAAAAAGAAGAGAAAGCUAAGAAAGGUGCCGAGAAAGAGAAAGAACCCAAACAGAAAAAAGAKGAACCCAAGGCAAAGGAGGAUGAAAAGAAAGAGGAGGAAGGAUCGACCCCAGAUGAAGAAAUAAAUGAAGAAGAUUAUGUUUCAGUGGAUGACGAGCCGGAGGAAAUCAUAGUAGAUGAAUAGCAUUCUUUAAGACAAUUUAUAACAAUUUAUUUUAAAAAACUGAAUAUGGAAUUCAGAACAUUUUGAACAAGCAUUCAACCCACUGCUGGAAAGAAAAAGAUCAACAAGGGUCAGAWAUCUUUAUGAAUAUAUAAGUAAUUUUUCCUAGAUUUUUAAUAAAUAGUUCAAUAUAGUGGAACCCUGUUGAUCYGRCCAUUUUAAAAWGGGACAUUGAAAAGUGGUCGCAUUAACUGGGCAGAAAAGAAUUCARUGUUUAAAGGCCCACAUUUUGCACGAAUUUCUCACAUACRAAAAUUCAACAUCUUUAAUUUUGAUCAGAAAACACCUUUAAASAAGAGAUCACUUGUAAAAGMAAAGAAACGAACGCAAAGAUUCUUGGUUGAAUGUUGGCCUUUAAUUCACCUGAACAUAAAAACCUUCUUCUUGUUGUAMGAAGGGUGAAGACCGCUAUCCAUAUUGGACAAAUCCUUAUUCAGCAGAUAAAAUCCUUACAAAAUAAGGAGUKGAUAAGUUUAAAUGGUGGAUAACUUUAUCCACUCUUUGUAUAACCAAUCCCUGGCUAAUAUUAUGAAGUGGCUAUAUUAGUCAAGUAGCCCUAAGGCAGGGUUCCACUGUACUCUAUUGUAYUGAAAUUACUUGGUCGGGGUACCAGAAAAGAGACAAUUUUCUGAAUAUGAAGGCUCAAAAUUGUGUUACCUGAAUCACAUUUUAAUCUACAGUUUGGAUAAAAUUAUUAUACUAUUGAUUUUAGAGUGCAAGCAUUAAAAGCAUGAAAAGGUACUAACCAAUUAGUGCAAGAUAGCACUACAGUCAACUCUCGCUAUUACCUGAUUACGGACACCUUCUGCACUGUAAUUUAGUUUACAGUAGCGAGAGUCCAUAAUAAUGGGAGUUAUUUUCAGUCAUUUCGUUGUAUUUUUUGUUUUUGUUUUUGUUUGUUUUUUUUUUCAUUUUUUGACGGGGAUUCUUUAUUUCGCGACUGUAAUAUUGAGGUGUCUGCAAUAGCGGGGUGUCCAUAAGGCGAGAGUUGACUGGAAAUAGUGUAGAUUAGAGAAWAGAAAACAAAGGAUUUCACAUAGUUAUAUGCAAAUAAUUUUGAAUGAUAGGUUAAAAUUGAACAAUAAUUUGCAUUAACUAUACUAACAUAUA
Molecule: messenger RNA, 2322 nt
Organism: Exaiptasia diaphana
Lineage: Eukaryota; Metazoa; Cnidaria; Anthozoa; Actiniaria; Aiptasiidae
Exons: 1
Coding region: 133-1173 (346 amino acids)
Source: RefSeq, a predicted model, not a curated record